Molecule: messenger RNA, 684 nt
Organism: Colletotrichum higginsianum IMI 349063
Lineage: Eukaryota; Fungi; Ascomycota; Sordariomycetes; Glomerellales; Glomerellaceae
Product: Organic hydroperoxide resistance protein
Exons: 1
Coding region: 1-684 (227 amino acids)
Biological process (GO): response to oxidative stress
Source: RefSeq, a predicted model, not a curated record
AUGGCGUCCUCACUCCGUACGAUUAGACUCGCACAGCGCGUACCCCAGUUGCUUUCAAGAGCUGCGCCAAAGCCAGCUCGCAUCACCAUACAGAAGCGUCUCAUCAACACUGACACCGCGCCCGUCCUCUACAGCGCGUCCGCAAAGGUCAUCGGCGCGCGCACGGGACACGUCCAAGGCGACGACCUCGUCGUGGACCUCACCAUGGCCAAGGCGCUCGGCGGGCCCGGCGACAAGGGCAAGACGAACCCGGAAGAGCUCUUCGCCGCAGGCUACGGCGCGUGUUUCCAGAGCGCCAUGAACGCCUCGGCGGCGAGCAUGAAGAUCCAGAUGCCCAAGAAGUCCGAGGACUCGGUCGUCGAGACGACGGUCCACCUCGUCGGCGACAUGAAGAGGCUGGAUAUGGGCCUGCGUGUGGAAAUGAAGGUCCGCGUCAAGGGCUUGAGCAACGACGAGGUGCAGAAGGUGGUCGACAAGGCUAAGGAGGUGUGUCCGUACAGCCGCGCGACCAAGGGGAACGUGACGACCAACAUCGAGGUCGUCAAGUUUGACGAGAACGGAGACUCUGAUAACUCGAAGCAAAACGUGACCUCGGGGGGUUCGGAGAAGUCCAAGGGCGGCUCGGAGAAAGAACCUGGAGAAGUGAACGGAGUGAGACCGACCGGCCACAGCGACUACCAAUAA